UGGUUCGGAUGUGAGAGCUUGCGGGCUUUCAGCAACGCAUAUUUUGUUCUUUUUUCCCCCCUCCGAGCGCAGUGAUUAUUCGCCUAUGGAGCUUCAAUGCAUCCAAGCUUUCGGCACAGAUCCUAUGGCUGGCAGCUACGAAUUCCUCCACGGAAGGUGGAGCAUUGGAUUAAAAAGCGCCGGCUCUGAUCCGCACGGCAGUUUCCUGCAGGUCGUCACCAAACGCCGCUGGCGGAAUGCGAGAGCCAGGGGCCUGGGAUGGAGCUGAACGGACAGCUGUCAAACUAGACAUGGGCUCUGCAAACACUGACACUGGGGCUCAGCAAAUACCACAGCCGGUUUGUGCAGAGUCCGGACUAGCCAGACCGAGGGGAGGAAUCUGCAGCAAGAUUGUGUGUGCAGACAGGCCACUCAAAUGGCUAAUUUUCAUGUUCAGAGGACUAUCCACAGCUCCACAACUCCAAUGCACAGGAAAGUUGUGUUUUCUUGCAAGAGAAGACGAUAUUCUAAAUAACAAUUCUACAGCCAGAGACUUUUCAGAGAGACUGACGAACUUUCGGUCUACCCGAAGAGGCCAUUGGAAGAAGAGAGUCACGUGACACAGGGUGCCAAUGUUAUUCUAUAAGGGUGUCAAGACCCUGUCAGUUUGCGAAAUAAAUAUUGGGAAACAACGAGAUGCAAAAAGCGACAUACUACGACAGCUCUGCAAUUUUCGGAGGUUACACAUACCAAGGAACAAAUGGUUUUAACUACAAUGCCAGUCAGCAACAAUAUCCGCCUUCUUCUCAUGUGGAAAAUGACUAUCAUCGGCCGGCCUGCUCUCUGCAGUCACCGGCUAACACUGUCCCCCAUCACAAACCCAACGAUAUCAAUGAAAGUUGCAUGCGAACCAGUGCCAGUCAACCGAGCCACCACGCAGCCAUUGCAGAGCAGCAGCAACAGAAGCAGCCACCACCUCCACCACCACCACCACCAUCUGUCUCACCACCCCAGAAUACCAGCAACAACUCGACCCAGUCCAGCACAAACAAAAAUCCUACACUUACCUCACAAACAACUAUCAGUAAACAAAUAUUCCCCUGGAUGAAAGAGUCGCGCCAAAACGCCAAGCAAAAAACCAGCAGUUCCAGUUCAGUUGAAAGUUCUGCUGGUGAAAAGAGUCCUCCGGGUCCAGCCUCCAAGAGGGCACGCACAGCAUACACCAGUGCCCAACUGGUAGAACUGGAGAAGGAAUUUCACUUUAACCGCUAUCUUUGUAGGCCAAGGAGGGUUGAAAUGGCCAAUCUGUUAAACCUCACUGAAAGACAGAUUAAAAUCUGGUUCCAAAAUCGGAGAAUGAAGUACAAAAAGGAUCAAAAAGCGAAAGGCAUGCUAACUUCUUCUGGUGGACAGUCACCCUGUAGAAGCCCCAUCCCACCAUCAGCUGCUGGAGGAUAUGUAAACUCGAUGCAUUCCUUGACAACCAGUGCUCCAUAUGACCCACACUCGCCUACGUCCUUCAGUAAACCUCAUCAAAAUGCCUAUGCUAUUCCUACGUCUUAUCCUGGGCCCCUCAACAGUUGCCCACCUCCACAGAAGAGGUAUGCUGGGACUGCAGCUGUGACGCCUGAGUAUGACACACACCCUCUUCAAGGCAAUGGUGGCUAUGGAACUCCUCAUUUACAGGGUAGCCCAGUCUAUGUUGGAGGAAACUUUGUGGAAUCCAUGCCAAGCUCUGGGCCUUCCCUUUUCAGCCUAACCCACCUUGGUCAUCCUUCCUCUGGAAAUAUGGACUAUAACAGUGCAGGGCCAAUGACAAGCAACCAUCACCAUGGACCUUGCGAACCACAUCCCACUUAUACAGACCUUUCUUCACACCAUCCUUCUCAGGGAAGAAUUCAGGAAGCACCCAAGCUGACCCAUCUGUAGUGGACCAGUUAGCUCUUGGUGGACUAUCACUUUCUCAUGCUUUUAUAUCACGUUAUCUAUGAUUACAUCCCCUCUUCCACCUUUCCCUUUUUUCUUUAGUAUCAACCCUUAUAGUUUACAUGUAAUGUACCUAAUGACAACCAAUCUUUGCUUGCAUUGCUCUGUCACUGGUUAGUGGUUGCUCUUUUCAUGGACUCCAGCCUUAACAUUCAGUAGUAGAAGUGAAGUACUAAGGCUUACAGAACUUUGCAUAUAUAAUCUUCUACUUUAUGGAACAGGGUAUAUGAACAAAUUUUCUAAAAAAAACUUAAACGUGAAUUUGUUCGUGCUUUAUUUUUCCUUACGAGGAAUGGUAAAAUGGUUUAUAUUGCACUUCUUUACAUUGAAUAGUUAAACAAGAUCAAAGCGCUUGUACAGGGUCCCCCUGGGCAAAUAAGAGUUCUUGUCCAUCUUUCAGUAUGUAUGUAUGCUGGUGAACAUUCAAAUUUAUUUAUUUGCUCUUGCAAAGGAGAAUAUUCUAAGUGUUUAAAGUAUUAUUUAUCCCCAUUGACGCAUAUUUAUAAAUAGAACUGUACAUUGACUAUUUACUUGGUUCUGUUCAGUCUUCUGUUUUAAGUCAUGGUAAAUAUUUUUUUUAAAUUCCUGUAAGAUACACAGAAAAGUAGUUUUCUGUUAGUAAUGUAUUCAUUAAAAACGCAAUUUGGUCAAUUGUGGGAAUAACGCCAAGAAAAGGGACUUAGUCUGUAACUGUAGUAUUCUUAAAAUGGAACACAAAAUUGCCACAAUUUUGUUUUAGGUAUGCAUUCCAUGCUGCAAAUGAGAUAUCCGUUGAACAGCUAGUUCUGACGAAUAAAUUUUUUUGUCAGCAA
Chiloscyllium plagiosum (whitespotted bambooshark) is the source of this 2777-nucleotide messenger RNA. Lineage: Eukaryota; Metazoa; Chordata; Chondrichthyes; Orectolobiformes; Hemiscylliidae. The record is from RefSeq and is a predicted model, not a curated record.